AUGAGGAAAAGAAGAUACGUACCGCAACCUUUGGGCAAACGAUUUGGAAAAUCGGAUCUCGACAGGAUUGGGUAUUUUCACGAUCCAUCCCCGGCGCCCUUCGACAAGUAUGAAGGAAUUCCUGUGAAGUUUCGCGAAGGUAUUGAAAAGGGACGUCAAAUGCUGCCGGGGCCGCCAGCUGAUCUAUUCGAGGAGAAAUUCGUGCGAAUUUUCAAUGGAGAGGCAUUGUACGAGCCAUGGCGCAUCGAAGCGGAAGAACGGCUUGCACGCGAACGGGCAAAAAUCGCCGGUGUUAUGUUGCCAACCUCUCCUGCCAAGAAGCACUCGACACCAGGUGAUUGGCACGGAUGUUUCGAGAAAGUCAGUUACUUCAGUCCUGCAGUAAGGGAACACAGGAGAGGGAAACCUGAACCUGAGCCACCAAAUGUGAAGAUCAAGCCCAAUCCUCUCGGUGGUCCAGGAUAUGCGGACAUUUGCUUGAAUCCCUAUCCAUCGUAUUCUCACGAACCUUACGAUCUUUUGUUCUCUGACACGACUAUAGAACGCUUGGGACGAUUUUUGACCACCAGUGGACCAAUGGAUUAUUUCCCACCGAAUCCUUACGAGGACAAACAUCCUGGACCCACUUACGUUCGGCCAAUCGAUGUUACGCCUAAGAUGAUAGGUCCGGGUCGACUGGUCGUUCCAUUUCCAAAGAAAUCCGGUGGAAACCACUCUGGUUGCUUCGACAAAUUUCCAACAUACUCCAGUGACCCAUACGAUAAGGAUAUUAAGGAAACGAAGAAAAUGGUCGGCGUGUUUGUCAGUGGUGGACCACCACGGCGAACCAAAUAUACCACUAGUAUUAUAAAUCAAGUCACUAGGAUAUCUUGCAACGCGACGAAUUAUAUGGACUAUCAGCCUCAAGUUUAUCCUUUGAACAAAUAG
Molecule: messenger RNA, 927 nt
Organism: Eufriesea mexicana
Lineage: Eukaryota; Metazoa; Arthropoda; Insecta; Hymenoptera; Apidae
Product: UPF0602 protein C4orf47 homolog
Exons: 4
Coding region: 1-927 (308 amino acids)
Cellular component (GO): cytoplasmic microtubule; centrosome
Source: RefSeq, a predicted model, not a curated record